CGGCGCAAGCCACUUCUGAGCCUGUUACGAUCGGAAGGAUAUAAGGAGUCGUGCGCAACCUUCGCAAGAAGGCAGCUACUUUAGCGGCUCGUUUGAGCGGUCUGCGCUCUUUGCUUUGAAGUUUGCCGUACUUUAGUGUAUGCAAAGCGGUAGUGACCCGGUAGUCUGUCUGGUCUCCAGUACAGCACUUUCUUUCCGCAACCGGGCGGUGUAGUUUCCAAAAAACCUGUUCUCUUCUAGUCGCUUAUUGUUAGUCAUCUUUCAUUCGUUCCAGAUUAUCGCUGUCUUUUUCUUGCUUUUCGAACCGGCACUAUUGCAUCCUUAUUCCUUACUCCUGAUUUGAUUUAGCCACCUACUUAUACCCUUUUCUCCAGCAUGAGCGCAUCAUCCCGGUUCUUUCGCGAGUUGUGGUCGGGUGCGCGGGAAAUCAACUACGGGAACACCGUGCUGGUGCUGCGCGACGACGGUCCAUGGUGGUUGGGAUACGUUCAGGAUGUCCGGGGACAGGACUUACUGGUGGACUUCGAUGCCAGCGCAGUGCCGGCCCAAUGGAUCCACACCAGUCGACCCUGGCCGCACCACUGCCUGCCGGACGAUGUCCUACACCCGUAUGUCGAGUGCCGCCUGCAGGUGGCGCUGCGGGAGCACCACGAUGGACCGAUGGUCUUCCGUCCCGCCACGGUCGUUGCGGCAUGGCAUGACCAGCUGUUGGGGGUGCGCCUGGACGAGAAGCAGCCAGCGGACUGCUUCUUCGUGCACCGGUUCCAGUUUGUCGAGCGCUUGCCAGUGCCGGGCGACGGGGAGAGUUUCUUUACGCGCACCGAUGGGUUGAUGUACAUUAAACACGUCAUCCGCUUCCCCGCCGCGCAACAGCUGCGCCACGUCGACCGCCUCCCGGUCUUCGUGGACCGGACCUGCCAGUUCCGCCUGGCGGAAGGGGAUUCUUUGAACAGACUGAUGGGCAAAACGAUUUCCGGUCCUGGAUCCGCGUGUUUCUACCUCGUCGGACCGCGUCUCAAGAUGGAAGAAGAGCGGAACGCGGAGUUCGGGGUGCACGUGGAGUGCCGCGUGUUCCUGCGCGCGGGAAGCGACACGGUGACCUUUGUGUGUCUGGAGGUACACAAUGAGGCCGCCGGGCGCCGGAUGUCCUGGAAUGAGGAGGCUCUCCAGAGCGCCUGCUACGACUGUCUUCGCCGGGAGUCAGCCGCUGUCUUCUUCGCUUUUCCAUCGGCGUUGCAAUGCGGUCAGUGCCUGCAACUAUAUACAGUGGUGCAAGUGGAUGAUCACAUUGAUUUAAUUAUUAAGCAAACUACGCUGUAG
Molecule: messenger RNA, 1320 nt
Organism: Paramacrobiotus metropolitanus
Lineage: Eukaryota; Metazoa; Tardigrada; Eutardigrada; Parachela; Macrobiotidae
Exons: 2
Coding region: 376-1320 (314 amino acids)
Source: RefSeq, a predicted model, not a curated record